This is a messenger RNA of Trachymyrmex septentrionalis, 393 nucleotides long. RefSeq lists its product as uncharacterized. The record is from RefSeq and is a predicted model, not a curated record. Lineage: Eukaryota; Metazoa; Arthropoda; Insecta; Hymenoptera; Formicidae. The annotation marks the transcript as partial. The transcript is spliced from 3 exons.
CUCAUUAUGUCAGAGUACCUUGUCGAUCCAGAAAAGUACUUAUAUUGGAUUCUGUUAUAUAUGUACACAGUAUUAGGUAUUACAUCGAUUAUAAUAUUGGGAAUAGGUACAAUGCUCAUUACAUAUAUUGAGCAUAUUUGUGGAAUAUUUAAAAUUGCUAGCUAUCGCAUUAAGCAUGCAGUGAACAUCGAUGUUCCACAAAAUAUUACGAAUAUAAAAAAUAAAACUUUAAUGAUCGAAGAUAUAAUUUGUGCCGUAGACAUUCAUCGUCAAGCUAUGAAAAUGACGAAGCAUUUCAUGACCACAUUCGAAAUAAUGAUGGCUUGUAUCACAGGAUGUUUAGUAGUUUGUUUUAGUUUUAAUUUGUUUCAAGUAAGUUUACGAUUUCAUGUA